UUUUAAACUAUGUUUACACGUAUAUUCAUUAAUUUUAGCUUAUAGAUACGCAUUGUUUUAAUAUACGUCAAGACUUAUAAAUACAGGAGACGCACACAUAUGAUAAUUAUAUGUGAACAAGAGCUGAGACUGUGUCAACUGUCGUACAGUUUACAGACACAUUUUUCAAGUGAGGUAUGAGUAGGAGCCUGGAGAGUGUCGUCAAGGAGGCACUGGGGCUGUCAGUCUUGAAGGGAACGGGGCAGGCAGGUGGGGGCAGCAUCAACACCGGAUCUGUGUACGAGAGCAAUAAAUAUGGCCGCAUCUAUAUCAAAGUCAACUCCAAGCUGGGGGCUCGUACAAUGUUCGAAGGAGAGCAAGCGAGUCUUGAAGCUCUAAGUGCGCCAGGCAUUGUAACUGUUCCAAAGCCUAUAAAGGUAGUUGACCAGCCAGGGGGUGGGGCUGCCCUAGUCAUGGAGUACGUGGAGAUGGAGGGGGGACUGAGACAGCACGCUGCACUGCUUGGAGAACAGCUGGCCAGACUUCACCUGCACAACUCCACCUUGGAUGCCAAGGCCCAGCAGUCAACAGGCAGCGUUCAUAAGCAAGGCGAGGAUGACCAGUAUGUUGGUCAGUUUGGUUUCCAUGUGAACACAAGCUGUGGGUAUCUGGAGAUGGACAACACUUGGUGUGACACUUGGGAGAAAUUCUACGCAUGCAAGUUAGAAAAGCAGAUUUCAAUGGUUGAAAAGAAUGAUAGUGAGAGGAAAGCAAGGGAGCUAUGGAAUAAAUUGCUGCCUAAGUUAUCUUUGUUCUUUGAGGGUUUGCACAUCACACCUGCCCUAGUCCAUGGGGACCUGUGGGGUGGAAACGCCAGUGAGAAUGACAAGGGACCUGUUAUAUUUGAUCCAGCAAGUUUCUACGGUCAUGCAGAAUAUGACCUUGGAAUAAGCUACCUUUUUGGUGGCUUCAGCGGGAAAUUCUAUGAGGCAUAUCACAAGGUCAUACCUAAAGCGCAGGGAUUUGAGAAAAGAAAGGAACUCUACAAACUUUUCCACUACUUAAAUCAUUGGAAUCAUUUUGGAGGUGGCUAUAAAAGUUCUUCAUUAUCAACGCUGCAAACCUGUGUAAACUAUGUCUACCUUUAACUUGCCAAUGCAGUCAAUGGUACAAGCCUGUGUGAACUAUGUCUACCUUAAAUGUGUCAUUGAAGUCAACGCUGCAAGCCUGUGUAAACUAUGUCUACUAUUAACUUGCACCUGUAGUCUAUGGUACAAGCCUGUGUAAACUAUGUCUACUAUUAACUUGCACCUGUAGUCUAUGGUACAAGCCUGUGUAAACUAUGUCUACUAUUAACUUGCACCUGUAGUCUAUGGUACAAGCCUGUGUAAACUAUGUCUACUAUUUACUUGCACCUGUAGUCUAUGGUUCAAGCCUGUGUAAACUAUGUCUACUAUUUACUUGCACCUGUAUGGUACAAGCCUGUGUGAACUACAUUGACCCUUAAUGUGCCAUGGCAGUCAAUGCUACAAGCCUGUGUUAGCUAUAUUGACCCUUAAUGUGCCAUUGCAGUCAAUGCUACAUGCCUGUGUGAACUGUGCCGACCUUAAAUGUUACAAUGCUGCUAAUUCUAAAUGCCUGUGUGAACUUUUGUCUACCCUUAAAUGUUCCAUUGCAGUUAAAGCUACAAGCCUGUGUAAACUACUGGUAUGUCCACCUCUCAUUGCAGUCAAUGCUACAUGCCUGUGUGAACUAUGUCUACUUUUAACGUGCAAUUGCAGUCAAUGCUACAAGCCUGUGUUAACUACGUCUACCUUAAAUGUUCCGUUGCAGUCAAUGCUACAAGCCUGUGUAAACUAUGUCCUCCCUUAACAUGCCAAUGCAGUCUAUGGUACAAGCCUGUGUAUGUCAACCCUUAAAUGUGCCAUUGCAGUCUAUGCUUCAAGCCUGUAUGAACUUUGUCUACCUUAAAUUUCCCAUUGCAGUCAAUUCUACAUGCCUCUGUAAACGAUGUCUACCUUAAAUGUGCAAUUGCAGUCUAUGCUGAAAAUCUGUGUUAACUAUGUCUACCUUAAAUGUUCCAUUGCAGUCUUAGCUAAAAGCCCAUGUAAUGGAUCCCCUGUUUUGUACUGUACCAGAUUGUGCCCCAUGUCUUGUACAACAAUCAAAUAGCAUCAAUAGAUCACGAAAUCAGUAGUUAGGCUUUGUAUACAGUAAUUUAAAUUAACUGCAUCUAGAUGUUUUAUGCAUGUUUUCUUGCCAAUGGCAGCUUUUUUACAGUGUGCACUAAUUAAUGCAGCUAGCAGAUUUGUAGAUAGUUCAAACUUUUGUACUACCUCUUGUUAUUGACUGAUUAUUGAACAACUAACUAAAGUGUUGCUAGAGUGACAUAAUAGAGGAAAAAGAUCCAAGCUUCUUCAGUCUGUGCUUACAAUUGUCAUCAUAUUGCAAAAUAUGAAGCAGAUGUGUGCAGUAGUUAACUAAAGAACACAGACUUACAGUCUUUACUAGAAAAAUAUGAUAAUAAAAUGUAUAUAAGAUUACUAGCUGUGAGAGUGUCUGAAUAACAUUAUGUCAUUUGUUUUUUAUUAAAUUAUUGGCAAACACUUUUACAAAA
Dreissena polymorpha is the source of this 2596-nucleotide messenger RNA. Its product is annotated as ketosamine-3-kinase-like. NCBI's taxonomy places the organism in Eukaryota, Metazoa, Mollusca, Bivalvia, Myida, Dreissenidae. The record is from RefSeq and is a predicted model, not a curated record. The coding region runs from base 177 to 1127 and encodes 316 amino acids. The transcript has 10 exons.